Molecule: messenger RNA, 1311 nt
Organism: Diplodia corticola
Lineage: Eukaryota; Fungi; Ascomycota; Dothideomycetes; Botryosphaeriales; Botryosphaeriaceae
Exons: 2
Coding region: 1-1311 (436 amino acids)
Biological process (GO): spliceosomal complex disassembly
Cellular component (GO): U2-type post-mRNA release spliceosomal complex
Source: RefSeq, a predicted model, not a curated record
AUGAGGAAAUCGUUCGGCGCGCGGCGCGUCCCGCGCAAGGUCGGCCAGGACGAGGACGAGGAUGCUGGCGCCACCAGCUCCGGCACCGAUGCGGGCCCCCAAACACCAGAACCCGUAGUAAAACGAGCGCCCUCGAAGGCUAAGAAACGAUCUUCUCUCCGUCUCUCGUUUGGCCCUGGUGAAAGUGCCACGGAGGGUGAUGAUGACAGCGGCGCAGUCUUCACGCCCAAGAAGUCGAACCUCAGCAGAAUAGCAGCGGAGAAGAACGCCGAGCGCAAAGGUUUCCGCGUCUCAUUGACCUCGGACCAACUGCCUGCGCAGAGAGAGGUCGCAGAUGAACGACCCAGCUACAGCAAGGAAGCGCUGGCGGAACUGCGCGACUCGCAGCCGUCCACCCCGAAGCCCGGCCCAGGCGACGACGGCGACGAACCGGAGGGGAAGGAGGUCGACAUUGCGGCCAAAUUCGGGCCGCUGGCGAGCUUAAAGUCGUCAUCCGCCAUCCCCACUGAUGCGGAAAUCAGAGAGAAGAAAGAACGCAGACGACGGCUAGCUCAAGAGCCGGGAUUUAUGUCUCUGGAUGGCGACGAGGACAGGGAUAGGACCGUGUACGAUGAUGACAAUGCAUACGAUAGCGACGACCUUGACCGGCCGCGUGACGUUACGAUCCGAACCACCAUCAAGGAGAAAUACCCCGAAGGCCGGUUAGUGCGCGAAGAUGAGGAUGUGGCAGAAGGCUUCGAGGACUUUGUGGAAGACGGCCGCAUCUCGCUUGGCCGUAAGGCAGAGCGCGAGGCUGCGCGCAAGCGUCGUGAAGAGAUGGCUAGCAUGAUUGCAGAUGCUGAGGGUGGCGGCUCCGGAGACGAUGAGUCCGACGAUUCGGAAGAUGAGCGCAAUGCUGCCUACGUGGCUGCGCAAACUAAAGCCGGAACGUACGGAUCACGAGACAAGAAUGCAGACGACCCGCAGCGCCCACGGACACCGCCGAAAAUCUCAUCAUUACCGGAGCUAGGAGGGGUGCUGGCGCGACUACGAGCCUCGUUGAAGGAGCAGGAAGAGGUCAAAGCGGCAAGAGUAAGGAGGAUGGAGGAACUGGCAAGAGAAAAGGCGGACAUUGCCUCUCAGGAAUCCUGGAUACAGAGUCAGCUAAAAAUUGCGGGAGAGAAAUAUGAGAAGCUGAGGCUUGACGCUGGCGGGGCUGGUGGUGCAGCAACGCCAGUAAACGGAGCUGAUAGUGGGGCGGCAAGUGAAAGGGGAUUGGAUAGUCUUGGAGGUACACCGGCACCUGUCGGGAGUGACGAGGAUGUCGCGUGA